UCGCCUCCCCGUCUUCUCCUGCAUGGUCCAAUUGCAGGCCUUCUCUGCCUGAUACCGUCGUCCACCGCCAUGCCUCCAUUCCGAGCUGCGUUCCGUGUCCCGCGGGCCCUCGGCCUCGCCCACAGCCAUGCACCGCAACGCACGCUCUGCUCAAGUCGGAUUGGCAAUAGGCAGCUGCAUUCGUCUCCGAGCCGCCGUGCAGAUAUUCCCCAGAGCCAGAGACCGGAGAAGCCAGAUCCUCUUGAAGAAUGGCGUAAUCCCGAGCCCAGCAAGUGGCCAAACAGGAUACGGCUGCUCUUUGUGCCAUUCAUUGGAGCGCUGGUAUAUUCCAUGUGGACAGACGACUCAAUCAAGACCGAAGGCCCUACCAUUGCCGAGAAAGACGCCCUCCUCAAGCGCGAAAAUGGCGUAUCCGAGCAAUCGCCCAUGCGCCUCCGCAUGGAGCAAUUCAUAAAGCAACACCAGAAGCAGAUUAUCGCCGAGCUCGAAAAAGUCGACGGCACAAAAUUCAAAAUUGACGCAUGGCAGCGGCCCGAGGGCGGCGGCGGCAUCACCUGCGUCCUGCAAGACGGCAACGUGUUUGAAAAGGGCGGCGUCAACACGUCUGUCGUCUACGGCCGCCUCCCCCGCGCCGCCAUCCAAAAGAUGCGCGUAAACCACAAAGCCCUCGACCCGGACGUCGACUCGCUCGCCUUCUUCGCCGCAGGCCUCUCCAUGGUUCUCCACCCCCACAACCCCAACGCGCCCACGGUCCACCUCAACUACCGCUACUUCGAGACGGCCGACGAAUUCGGAAACACAAACGCAUGGUGGUACGGCGGCGGCUGCGACCUGACGCCAUGCUACCUCUACGACGAAGACGCCAUCCUCUUCCACGGCGCCAUCAAGCAAGCCUGCGACAAGCACGACAAAGCCUACUACCCGCGCUUCAAGAAAUGGUGCGACGACUACUUCAACAACAAGCACCGCGGCGAAACCCGCGGCGUAGGCGGCAUCUUCUUCGACGACCUCGAUGAGACGGAAAAAGACCAAGAACAGCUCUUCUGCUUUAUCCAGGACUGCCUUUCCGCCUUCCUCCCCUCAUACCUGCCCAUCAUCAACCGCAGAAAAGACAUGCCUUUCACCCCCGAAAUGAAGCAGUGGCAGCAGAUUCGCCGUGGCCGCUACGUCGAAUUCAAUCUCGUCCAUGAUCGCGGCACCGCAUUCGGCUUGAAUACCCCCGGCUCCAGAGUCGAAAGCAUCCUCAUGAGCUUGCCGCUUACAGCUCGCUGGCAGUACAUGCAUGCGCCCGAAAAGGGUAGCAGGGAGGAGCGCUUGCUCGAGGUCCUCAAGAAGCCUAAGGAGUGGGUGUAGAUGAUAUAUCGAAAGAAUAUUUUUCUGAGAGAGAGAGAGAGAGAGAGAGAGCUUGUAUAUACUGUAUAAAGACUUUCUCGUAUCCUCUAUUUUUUU
Molecule: messenger RNA, 1449 nt
Organism: Exserohilum turcica Et28A
Lineage: Eukaryota; Fungi; Ascomycota; Dothideomycetes; Pleosporales; Pleosporaceae
Exons: 2
Coding region: 331-1353 (340 amino acids)
Cellular component (GO): cytoplasm; mitochondrial intermembrane space
Molecular function (GO): coproporphyrinogen oxidase activity
Source: RefSeq, a predicted model, not a curated record